Polistes canadensis is the source of this 1296-nucleotide messenger RNA. Its product is annotated as SAC3 domain-containing protein 1. The transcript is spliced from 7 exons. NCBI's taxonomy places the organism in Eukaryota, Metazoa, Arthropoda, Insecta, Hymenoptera, Vespidae. Gene Ontology annotation, biological process: spindle assembly; centrosome duplication. Gene Ontology annotation, cellular component: centrosome; spindle; nucleus. The record is from RefSeq and is a predicted model, not a curated record. Bases 130 to 1194 code for a protein of 354 amino acids.
AUUGUUCGAGAAACAUAACCUUAAAAAUUCAUCGGUAAUAAUUUACAUGGAACGAAUUUGUUGUAUUAAUAAAUCUAAUAAAUAUAAUUUCUCAGUAAUUCCAAUUUAUAUUAUAUUAUAUAUGUAAAAAUGUCUGAGACUAUAAAUGGAAUAUGUCAUUUAAUGUGCCCUCAAAAAGAAAGAUGGAUGAGGGAAAGGGAAGGCUUGCUGCAUCAAUUUGAGAUAGAUGAAAAAACAAAACAUUCAAAGAAUCCAAAAGCGGAUCCAAGAAAGAUAAUCAAAAGUUAUUCUCGUUCAGCUGCAGGCCAAAUAAUGACGGAUCCAAGUUCCUUACGACCAGGACCUGUAUUGUUAUCGACAAUUAAAUAUUUGUUUACAAAAAUAGUAACACGCACAGAUGUAGAUUGGAUACACGUAUAUGAUUUCGCAUUUGACCGAUUACGAGCCAUUAGGCAGGAUUUAGUAAUUCAAAGAAUUGAUACGACUAUGAGUAUUCAAAUUUUAGAACCCAUAAUACGGUUUCAUACUUAUGCUAGUCAAAGGCUAAGUGAACGAAAUAUAAACGAGUAUAAUCCUAAAAUAAAUGAUCAGCAUUUGCUGGAAUGUAUGACUCAAUUGUUGGUUUUGUAUGAUACGUUGAACAGGGAAAGGGAGUUAGAAAUUAACGAAGAAAUAAAAGCAAUUACAUUGAUCGAUAACAGAGUUGAAAUGGAAGCAUUGUAUAUUCUUCUAAACAUUGGAGAUGUAUCUGGAUUGAACAGAGCAUUAAUUCUUCCUGAAAAAUUAAGAAAAUCCGAAGAAGUUAAAUUAGCUACGAAGAUUUCUAUAGCUUGGUACUUAAAAAAUUAUGUACGAGUAUUUCGAUUAAUAGAAAAACUCCGUCCAAUAUUUGUAUGUGCUGUGAUGUGCAAUUUAAAGAGUUUGAGAAGAAAUGUGUUACAAAUUAUGAGUUCAGGAUAUAAUAGUAAAAAUCUUACAUUUCCUGGAUUGAAAUUACAAGAGCUCUUAUUGUACAAAGAUGUAGAAAAACUUAAAAAGGACUGUGAAUUAUUUAAUUUAAAAUUUACUAAUGAAAAUGUUUUGUUUCAAAAAACAUCGUUUAAUAAUCAAAUAUUGUUGGCAAAUAGCGAAAUGUAUUACACAUCUCAAAAGUUACACAAGUUCUUGCCAAAUAUACUUCUGGGAUCUUCGUGACGACAUAGUUAUUCAAAAAAUGGUAUAAUGUGUUCUCAAUUCUUCAUUACAAAAUUGUUUAUUUACAAUAACAUAAAUAAUAUCGUAAAUAAAAAUAAUCAU